ACACUUCCUACACCACCAAAAGCUAAGCUAGUGCGGUAGUGCCAACUACGAAGUAGGAGAAGAUGGAGAGCUCAAGGAGGGCGCUCCUCCUGGUGGCGAUGGCGGCGACGGCCAUCGGCCUCGCGAGUGCCAGUUUCCGCGACAACUGCGACAUCAAGUGGAACCCCGAGAACGCGGCCUUCUCCGACGACGGCCACGGCCUGACCAUGUCCCUAAAGAGCAACUCCUCCGGCUGCUUGCUGCAGACGAAGAAGCAGUUCAUCUACGGCAGCGUCUCCACCCUCAUCAAGCUCGUCCCGGGGAACUCCGCCGGCACCGUCACCACAUACUACACAUCGUCCGUGGGGGCCGACCAUGACGAGAUCGACUUCGAGUUCCUGGGGAACGAGACCGGGCAGCCCUACACGCUGCACACCAACGUGUUCGCCGACGGCAUGGGCAAGAAGGAGAUGCAGUUCGUGCCCUGGUUCGACCCCACCGCCGACUUCCAUGCCUACACCAUCUCCUGGACGCCCUGCAUGAUCGUCUGGUACGUCGACGACGUCCCCAUCCGGGUGUUCCGCAACUACCGGGACAAGGGCAUUGCGUACCCGAUCAAGCGUCCCAUGUUCGGCUACUCCAGCAUCUGGUCGGCGGAGGACUGGGCCACGCAGGGCGGCCGCGUCAAGGCCGACUGGUCCAAGGCACCCUUCGUCGCCGGCUACCGCGACAUGGUCCUCAACGUCUGCCCCUGCGACGGAGCCGACUCCUGCGUCUACGGUUGCGCCGGGGCGUUCAGCCACGGCGGGCGGCAGCAGAACUGUGCUGGCCUCACCGACCAGCAGCGGGCCAAGAUGCAGGAGGUGCAGAAGUCUCACAGGAUCUACGACUACUGCGUGGACUACAGGGACAACAAGAAGCCCGGCCCCGAGUGCAGCCUGCCGCAGUACUGAUCGAUCCAGCUGCUGUCCGGUCGUGGUGGUUGCACGCACCAAGGAAACAUUGGUUGGCCGGAGCCGGUCUACCACUCCUUACACGACCCAUUGAUUCGACUCGGACUUCAUUCAUUUAUUUUUGUUACAUAUACUCUUAUUGCUUCCCAGCUGUUCCUUUCCAAAUUUUGUUUCUUUUCAACAGCUCCACCAUAUACCUAUGUCUAUGUGUACAUGUACACGUGUAUCUAUAUUUGCAUUAAUUAUGCUAUAUAUGAUAUACAUGGAUGAGUUAUGUAUACCCCCUCUUUUUUUUAAUUUAUGAGACCCAACUUAGUUCCUAAGUA
This is a messenger RNA of Triticum urartu, 1258 nucleotides long. RefSeq names its product xyloglucan endotransglucosylase/hydrolase protein 24-like. Lineage: Eukaryota; Viridiplantae; Streptophyta; Magnoliopsida; Poales; Poaceae. Gene Ontology annotation, molecular function: hydrolase activity, hydrolyzing O-glycosyl compounds; xyloglucan:xyloglucosyl transferase activity. Gene Ontology annotation, biological process: cell wall biogenesis; xyloglucan metabolic process. The record is from RefSeq and is a predicted model, not a curated record. Gene Ontology annotation, cellular component: apoplast; cell wall.